AUGUCUGCCCCAAACCCAAAAGCUUUCCCAUUAGCCGAUGCUGCUUUAACCCAACAAAUCUUGGAUGUUGUUCAACAAGCUGCCAACUUGAGACAAUUGAAGAAGGGUGCUAAUGAAGCCACCAAGACUUUGAAUCGUGGUAUUUCUGAAUUCAUCAUCAUGGCUGCUGACUGUGAACCAAUUGAAAUUCUAUUGCAUUUGCCAUUAUUAUGUGAAGAUAAGAACGUUCCAUACGUCUUUGUUCCAUCUAGAGUUGCUUUAGGUAGAGCUUGUGGUGUUUCGAGACCAGUCAUUGCUGCUUCUAUCACUACCAAUGACGCUUCUGCCAUCAAGAACCAAAUCUACGCCGUCAAGGACAAGAUUGAAACUUUGUUGAUUUAA
Messenger RNA from Naumovozyma castellii, 381 nucleotides. It is a transcript of the gene SNU13, whose product is annotated as RNA binding protein SNU13. Lineage: Eukaryota; Fungi; Ascomycota; Saccharomycetes; Saccharomycetales; Saccharomycetaceae. The transcript has a single exon. The coding region runs from base 1 to 381 and encodes 126 amino acids. The record is from RefSeq and is a predicted model, not a curated record.